Molecule: messenger RNA, 7366 nt
Organism: Mugil cephalus (flathead mullet)
Lineage: Eukaryota; Metazoa; Chordata; Actinopteri; Mugiliformes; Mugilidae
Gene: ulk2
Product: unc-51 like autophagy activating kinase 2
Exons: 26
Coding region: 1210-4329 (1039 amino acids)
Biological process (GO): autophagy; protein autophosphorylation; positive regulation of autophagy
Cellular component (GO): cytoplasm; autophagosome
Molecular function (GO): ATP binding; protein serine/threonine kinase activity
Source: RefSeq, a predicted model, not a curated record
AAAUCUGGCUCUAUCUUUAUGUAUUGUUUGAGUGAGCCGUGUGCUGGGAGGAUCUCUGGUCUGUUGUGAUGUAACAGAGCAGCACAGAGAUUAAAACUGCUCCCUUUAUAUCAGCAGCUUCUGCUUCUGGUUCAGGCUCUGAACUCGGGGACAUGUCUAACUGAAGCUGACAGUUGCUCCCAGUGCUAACGUUAGCCGUCCCGUCAGACUUGACGACGAAGGAAACGACGAAGUGUCCCAUUUUUUUUUUGUUGUUGUUGUUUUAUUUUUUAUUUUUUUUUAUGUCACACGGAUGAAAUAAAUGCUCUCCGGGGAGACCCGUAUGUGUCUGACAAGAGGACAGAGAUGUGUCUUGUGGACUCGGACGUCUUGUCGAAGAGGACAGACAACAAGGACUAACGUCUCCAGAUGAACAGCAGUUGUGUGUGUGUGUUGAUGUCCUGAAGAAGAUGUUGUGCUGCGUGAUUGUUGGCUAGCCUCAUAGUUUGUCACAGCGAGCGUAUUUUAGACAUUAGCUACUGAGUGUCCACCAAGGUGCUGUUAUUUACACAUAACUGUUAGCAUGCUUUCUGAGACCUGUUAUGGGUAGCAGCUAUGAUGCUAGGUGUAGCCACAGGGUUAUGUCACUGUCAGGCUAACAGAUAGCUCGGUGUGUGUGUGUGUGUGUGUGUGUGUCUGCAGCAGCUUCGGUCUUUGCAUGGUCCUGUCCACCAGGCUUGGCAUCAUGUAGACUGUCCCUCUGAACAGGUCAGCCGUCUGGGGGACGCAGAGUAUGUCAGCGAGCCUCCUCCUCGGAGCGUAAAGCAGAGCUGGAUCGCAGCCAUCCAGGCGGGUCAGAGACUGGCAGCUGGCACUGGUGCAUUUUAGCUCAGGGUUUGUCGAUAGCCAUGCCCGACACCGUCUGCUCCGUGUGAUAUCACAAACAUCCCAGCCUACUUGGAGGGCAUGUGAAUGCAUCAUGUCCUGGCUGCAUGUCUUAUUUAUGCAACAUCAGAGCAGCCUGUCAUGAAAUAAUCCCGCAGUGCGAGAAGCAUCUUCAUCUGGACUGAGUGGAUAUUUUUUUGCUCCAGGAUUCCAGUCUACUAUUUAGCAAUUUAUAUAUAUAUAUAUAUAUAAAUAUAUUUUUUUUUUUCCUGAAGAGGACAGCAUCAUUCAGGGCUGUCCACUAGCGCCCAGCAUCAGCUGGACCGUCAGCCGCGGACAGUCACAAUGGAAACCGUGGGAGAUUUUGAGUACAGCAGAAAGGACCUGGUUGGACAUGGAGCCUUUGCUGUGGUGUUCAAAGGACGACACAGGAAGAAGACUGAUUGGGAAGUGGCCAUUAAGAGCAUUAAUAAGAAGAACCUGUCCAAGUCCCAGAUCCUUCUUGGCAAGGAAAUCAAAAUCCUGAAGGAGCUGCAGCAUGAAAAUAUUGUGGCACUUUACGAUGUUCAGGAAACGCCCAACUCGGUUUUCCUGGUCAUGGAGUACUGUAACGGAGGUGAUCUUGCCGACUAUCUGCAAGCUAAGGGGACGCUGAGGGAGGACACCCUGAGGGUUUUCCUGCAGCAGAUUUCUGCCGCCAUGCGCAUCCUCAACAGCAAGGGAAUCAUCCACCGCGACCUGAAGCCCCAGAACAUCCUGCUGUCGUACGUGGGUCGCAAGAAGUCCAACAUCAGCGGCAUCCGCAUCAAAAUAGCUGACUUUGGCUUUGCACGGUACCUCCAGAGCAACAUGAUGGCAGCUACUCUAUGUGGGUCACCCAUGUACAUGGCCCCAGAGGUCAUCAUGUCCCAGAACUAUGAUGCCAAGGCUGACCUGUGGAGCAUAGGGACGGUUAUCUAUCAGUGUCUGGUCGGCAAGCCACCGUUCCAGGCCAACAGUCCCCAAGACUUACGGAUGUUUUAUGAAAAGAACAAGAACCUACAGCCCAUCAUCCCGAGGGAGACAUCCCCACAACUUAGUGACCUUUUGCUUGGACUGCUGCAGAGGAAUCAGAAAGACAGAAUGGACUUCGACACGUUUUUCAGCCAUCCUUUCCUCGAGCCUUCGUCCACCAUUAAAAAAUCGUGUCCAGUGCCGGUCCCCAGCGCCUCCAACGCUGUGACGGACAGUUCCUGUGGCAGCUCCCCAUGCAUCCGAUACAACUCUCCUCCCUCUCUGCCAGACAUGCAGACUCUUGCAGAAGAUGGUCUGUCGUCCCCUCCGCUCGGCCCACCCAACUUCCUGCAGCUGUCCAAAGAGUCCGCAGGAAGCACCAGCAGUAAGAACUCCUCGUGUGACACUGACGACUUUGUCUUGGUGCCUCACAUCUCUACUGACAGUUAUGACCAACCGAUGGGAGCGGGUCGCCGGCCGUCCAGCGAGUUUCUCAUGUGUGGAGGUCAGCCGCAGCCCAUCCCGGGACAGACCCCCAUGGUGUCCCCACGGGCUGAGACCACCCCCAUCCCGGUCCCCACCCAGGUCCGCAACUACCAGCGCAUCAAGCAGAAUCUGUCCAGCAGUCCGACCACCACGCUCUACAGCUCCCCCAGGUCCGGCACAGUGAGGCGUUCCAAUACCAGUCCGAUGGGGUUUCCCAAGGUGGGUUCGGCCUCGCCCGGCUCCGCAGACGUCCCUCAGAGCGUGGGCCGGCGACUUUCCACAGGCAGCUCUCGGCCUUACUCCCCUUCACCUCUCGUGGGGACCAUCCCUGAGCAGCUGGGACACUGCUGCUGCCACCUGCAGAACCAGGAGCCUCGUAGCCGCAGCUCCUCAGGAGGUUCCCCUGUCCCAGCCUCUCAGCUUCUCGGCGCUCGGCUCCAGAGCGCCCCCACCCUGACUGAGGUCUACCAGACCAGGCAGAAGCUCCACAAGCAGCUGUCGGACCCCGUGCAGCCUUCCUCCUCCUGCAGUCACUCCCCGCAGUUCGGUCGACCGGCCAACCUCGGUUCCUCCCCCACCAAGUUGCUCGGAUCCUCCCCUCGCACGUCCGACUGGUUGCAGAAGUCCCCGCUGCCCACCAUCAUUGGAUCCCCUACCAAGACCAUCUCAGCACCGUUCAAGAUCCCUAAAACACAGGCCUCCUGUAACCUGAUGGCGCUGGCGGAUAGCCCCAUACCCACUAAGACGUUGGCGGAUGCCAGAGAUAUCUGUGCCCACCACUGCAGCCCGUACCUCACUGGACGGGCAGCUGCCCCGGAGGCUAGCAGAACCUUUGGCAGGUCUGUCAGCACUGGUCGUCUGUCUGACCAACCAAUCAGAAUCAAUUUGGGUGGACAGGCCUAUCAGGGCAGCACUGACAGCCUGAACACUGAGAGGCCCAUGGACACAGCCCCUGCAGGUCCUACCGGGCUCCAUCAGUGUGGGUCAGCGAGUCCACGUACUGUGCUUUUCACUGUGGGUUCACCACCCAACAGCAGCACGCCUCCCACCUGCAGCCACCUGGGCACCCGGCCUCGCACUACUUCAGUGGGUUCCAACAGCUCGGCCGGCUCCCUGUGUUCCACCAGCGGUCGGGUCUAUGUCGGAUCUCCCCCCGGAAUGGCCAUGGGCUCCUCUCCGCCUGGAGGGUUUGGGGGUGCGCAGGUUGUGCCUGGAGCAGAGGGGGGACCCAGCAGCCUGCGCUUCGUCCCCUAUGGGACCUCCCCCCCCAGCUUGGAGGGAUUCAUCACCUUUGAAGCUCCAGAGCUUCCUGAGGAGACACUGAUGGAGCGUGAGCACACAGACACCCUGAUGCACCUGCGGAUGAUGCUGUCGUUCACGGACUGCGUCUUGGAGAUGGCCGCGGUUCGCGCCGGCGGGACGGAGCUCGGAGUGUCAGCCGCCUCCCUUUACCCCCCCCAGGACAGCGUGGUUGUGGACCAGAUCAGCCAGCUCAGCAAAGAGUGGGGGCAGGUGGAGCAGUUGGUGCUCUACAUGAAGGCUGCUCAGCUGCUGGCGUCCUCCCUCCAUCUGGCCAAGGCUCAGAUUAAAUCCGCCAAGCUCAAUCCUUCCACUGCCGUCAAACAGGUGGUGAAGAGCCUGAAUGAACGUUACAAAAGCUGCAUCUCCCUCUGCCGGCGGCUCACCGACAAACUCAACCACUUCUUCUCCGAUAAGCAGCGCUUUGUGGACGAGAUCAACAGCGUCACUGCAGAGAAGCUCAUCUACAAUCACGCCGUGGAGAUGGUUCAGUCAGCGGCUCUGGAUGAGAUGUUCAAGCAAACGGAGGACAUAGCCUACCGCUACAGCAAGGCCGCCAUGCUGCUGGAUGGCCUGUCCAAGAUCCUGCAGGAUCCCACUGACAUUGAGAACGUAGUCAAGUACAAGGCCAGCGUGGACCGCAGGAUCUCAGCUCUGUGCUACUGUACUGUCACACUGUAUGAGUAGCUGCCUCACACACACAAACACGCGCAGAGGGACCACGUCCUAAGACUAUUGACUACCAUCCUCACGCUCACCGAGCCCUCAUUCCCUCCCGUAGCAGUUCGAGCACUUUUCUUUUGUGAGGUUUCGUCUGUGUCCAUCAUCGUUGUGUUUUUACUGGCUGAACUGAACUGUGACCGGUGCACAAAUUUACAACCAAAGAUGACAACGGAUCAGAAACGAAAGGCUGAAAGCAGCCGUGGACGUUAAAGGAUGAUCUCUUGUGGUGUGCUUUUUUUUUUUUUUUUCUAUUAACACUUUGAUGGGUGAACACCAUCGGAUCCACAUGUAUUCUGGCUAUCAUUUGUUUUUACAAAAAAGGAGGAUUCACGCGGCUAUGAGACAAUGGUCGGGGCUUCGAACAGACGCCACGUGAGGUGGUUCCUCUUUUUUAAACUCUCUUAUUAGUGGUAUUUUAGUUGUUGUUGUUCUUAUUUAUUGUUUUAGAUGAACGUGGGGUCUCCUACCUGUCUUGAAAACCUCAAGUAUUAGAGGAAGGAAGAAGAAGGAAGGUGGAAUUAACAAAAGGCUUACGGCCGUUCACGGAAACACAUUCAGCUUGGAGACUCUGUGUGGACUUCAGCGUAAAAACACAAGCUUCUGUUACAGAAACGAAACAGCCAUGAGAGCAAAGGAACCUGUACAUUUGUAACUGCCUUGUUUUGAUUUAGAUUUUUUUUCUUGUGUUGUUAGCUCAAGCACUUUAUUGUGGAUUGAGAGGAGGAGAAAACAGGGGGGAAGGUUUUCUAAUCUCCAGCUCCUGCCCUCGAUACCCACUCGCUCUGUGUUGAUCAACAAGUCUGCAGAAGUGCAUACAUUUCCCAGAAGACAGGCCGGCGAAGAAAACAGCUCAAACUGACCGUCGAAGACUAUCAACGAUUAACUGAAUGUGUAAUAGCAACCACUGUUAUAGCUCACGGAUGAACAUUCGUCGAGGUAAAGGGACAUUCCACUGAUUCUGACACAUCAGGAUGAGCUUAUCCAUCAUCUGAGUCACGAAAACUUCACAGUUGAUGUGGACUUGGAAGGAAAUAUUCAUUUGCAGUGCAUAGAAAAUCUAAUUGUGUGGCUGUGAUAGGAAAUAGAGGCUCUGGGGCCUACAAGUUCUGCUGCUACAAUUUCGAAAAAAGGUUUUCCAGCUUCCUUUAUGUGUUACGCUAAAUCAGUGGAAUAUUCCUUUACCUCCGUAGAUGGAUAGUCAGGUUAUUUCAGGCAGUUCCUUUGCAGCUGUUUUCAGGUUUUUAUGUUGUUCAAGUUACUACUGACAGAGUGACAGAUGCAAACAUCUAAUUAGUAUCAUUUACAAAAACAAUAACCCAGUAGUGGUAUAACACAUAGAUGCAUAUAGAGAAAAGCUUAGUUUCGCUCAUAUCGGCUUCAUAUUUAUUUUUGCACUUGCCUCGCAAGGCUGACAAAAACGCGUAGAUACCGUUCACAAUUUCUCACCACACUGUUUCCUGCUUGAAUCAUAGGAAUCCACAAGACUUGAUUGCUUGGUCAUGUUGCUCACAGUGAGGGUGGGUGGAGGAGAUGGGGGGGGGGGGUUUCUCUGCUCACGUUUGUCUCUAGGCUCAGAAAGCGAAAACCUGAGCGAGCGAGGCCGUUCUGCCGUCACCACUACAGCUCUGGACAGCCGGUCAGGCGUCCUCCUCGAACCCAGACGAAGUGAAACCGCGAACGGUCAGAUUACUUGACGAGUUACCUUAAUAAUACGUUUCAUUUCACCGAGAGAAACUGCAGCUUUUUAUGUUCUGUAGCUAAUUUUUUAUUUUUUUUUUUAAAAACAAAACUUGAUGUUCGCGAACUUGUGUAUAUAUUUGAAUGUGACGCAUGUGGUGGUUCAUUUCCCGCCCCCUUUUUUUUUAGGGGACGGGAGUGAGAGUGUGUGAGAUUACAGUUUGAGGGGCGUGGAUGCUGCCAUCAGCCCGUCAGACAAAGAGCACAAAUCUUUAUAUGUAGAUAGAAGAAUAUGUAUAGAUUUUAUUCAUGUCUGCCAAGGGUUUCAUAAGGAGAACCUACGUUGGCACAACAGGAGUGUGCCAAAGACUAUAAUAAAACUUGAGGCAGCUCCAACACUUUCCAGAGAACUCUUUCUACCAGGACUUUUCAUUGUUGAGAUCACAUUUAUUCAGAGGUUCUUAUGAAAUGUCGUGAAGUGAGCGCGAUGUCUCCGGGCUUCGUGCUCACUUCCCCUGAACUUUGUGAGACUUGAUUCGUCACAAUCUGCACUGCCCUAAUGUCCACUCAAUGUCCCUGUCAAGUCGUCUGCUGUGCUACCAACGGUGUAUGUACUGUAUGUAUGAGUGUGUGUAUAUAUACACAUGUGCACUUGCCAGGUGUGCAUUAAGGCCAGUAGUAUUGAAUUUAGUGAUGGAAAAGGAGGUGCCUUCUUCCUGUGAAAGCAGACAUAGGCCUACUCCUCUGUACAGGUGUGAAUACAUUCUUUUUCUGUGUAUAAAAAAAAAAAAGAAAAAAAGUGUAAAUACAUUCACAGGUGGUCUAUGAGCCUGCUCCUCUUAUGUACUGUUCUUUUUUCUAGACAUAUCCGGGUUUCAGUUAUUCCUCAUUGUUGUCAUGAGCACUCUGAACCACAUGAAGCCUUGUACUGCACACAGAGUGUGGAGGGACAAAUAAAGCUGAUAGAACCCCUCCGACCCCCCCUCGGAAGCUUCGCUCUGUACCAUUUAUUGGACUGUAAAUGAAGACGGACUGUUUCAGAUAAAGCAUGGGUACCAUGUCUGCAUCUUACCCCGUAGAACCUCUAGAAUGUUGAAUGUACGUACCCUGUCGUUUUGCGCCUCUCCAGCUUGAUCUAAAUGCAUUUUGAAGACCUCCCCCCUUCCCUCCCCGCCGUCAGUCACGCCCCCUGAAGAUGCAACGCUUUCCAAGCACCAGUUUUUCAAAGAAAUGUCAUACGUGUCUCUCACCGAGGGGUGUCUCUCUCUUUGUUCUUUAUGGAACUCAGAUACAGUCUUUGUUAUUAAAACCAGAAAAGAAUGAA